Oncorhynchus keta (chum salmon) is the source of this 2175-nucleotide messenger RNA. RefSeq names its product mitochondrial poly(A) polymerase (gene mtpap). The coding region runs from base 4 to 1752 and encodes 582 amino acids. Lineage: Eukaryota; Metazoa; Chordata; Actinopteri; Salmoniformes; Salmonidae. Gene Ontology annotation, molecular function: poly(A) RNA polymerase activity. The record is from RefSeq and is a predicted model, not a curated record. Gene Ontology annotation, cellular component: mitochondrion. The transcript is spliced from 9 exons.
CGCAUGCGCUUUCACGGCAGUCUCAGUGCAGCGAUGGCGUCUUCCAUUGCGGUGUGCAGGUUGCAUUUGAGGGGCAGCCUCUCUAAAUGCUUUAAAAAAGUAGAUUCAUGUUUUCAAAGAAAGUUCGGAACUAGUACUGCUGCUACGAAGACCGAUGCACCCAGUAAGAAAUAUAAAAUCGACUCAAAGGAUGGAAACAAAUCUUUUUACACAGUCCAAGAGGAGAAGAUGGAGCAGGCAGAGAGAUCUGUCCUUAUCAGCUGCCCGGCCAAAACCAACGAGAAAAAGUUCCUCAGCUAUUUAUCCAGACAUGGAGAUAUCAACAAAUGUUUCUUUUAUGAAAGCUACGGUACAUAUGCUGUGGUGGAGUUUUCCAACAAGGAGAGCCUCACAUCACUCCACGAAGGGACGGCCAUCCCCAGUAUCAACCAUGAAGCUACAGUGCCUUUCAAGUCCAGACUGCUUUCGCUCAGAAACGCUGGUCCUGUGGACAUGUCCAAUGGCCAGUCCGCCCCUCCGUGCCAACCACAGACCACCAUACACAUUAACGACCUCAUACAGAGACUUUCCAAAGAAGCCAGUAUAGACCAACAAAUCUCCUCCCUUACAGAGACAUACCAGCUGACGGAAGAGAACGUCAGCCUGCGCUUCCUGGUCUGCUCUCUUCUAAAGGACAUAGCUGCUGCAUAUUUCCCAGAAUGCACCAUUCGGCCCUUUGGCUCCUCCGUCAACGGCUUCGGGAAGCUGGGUUGUGACCUAGACAUGUUUCUGGACCUGGACGGCAUCAGUGGAAGGAAUCUGAAAGGGCCAAAAUCAGGGCUCUCCUUGGAGUACCAGACAAAGAGGUCUGCGUCUGAGCGGGCGGGUACCCAGAGUAUCCUGUCUGUGAUCGGGGAGUGUGUAGACCAGUUUGGGCCUGGCUGUGUCGGGGUGCAGAAGAUCCUCCAGGCUCGCUGUCCCCUAGUCCGAUUCGCCCACCAACCGUCAGGGUUCCAGUGUGACCUCACGGCUAACAAUAGGGUAGCGAUGAAGAGCUCGGAGCUUCUGUACCUGUAUGGGGGGCUGGACCGGCGGGUGCGUUGCCUGGUGUUCAGUGUCCGGUGCUGGGCUCGGGCCCACAGUAUCACCAGCAGCAUACCUGGAGCCUGGAUCUCAAACUUCUCUCUCACUGUCAUGGUCCUAUUCUUCCUCCAGAGGAGAACUAUUCCUAUCCUACCCACCCUGGACCACCUCAAGGAACUAGCAGGCCCUCUAGAUAAGAGUGUCAUCGAGGGAAACGACUGCACAUUUGUCAGCGACUUCACAAAAAUACGACUGCAAGACAACACAGAGACAUUAGAGCAACUGCUGCAGGAGUUCUUUGAGUUCUAUGGAACCUUCGCGUUCAACCGCAUGUCGAUCAAUAUCAGAAAGGGCAGGGAGCAAAACAAACCCGAGAUGUCCCCAUUGCACAUCCAGAACCCCUUUGAGCCCGCGCUGAACGUCAGUAAGAAUGUUAACGGAACGCAGCUGGAGCGCUUUGUGGCGCUGUGUCGGGAGAGCGCCUGGAUGCUGCAGCAGCGGGAGUUCAACGUACCGCACGGCGGCAGCGCUACCAGAAACAACGCCCCCUGGGGCCUGGCAGCGCUCCUCAUGCCCUCGGUCUCCCAGGUGGCCGGGGUUAAAGGUCGUAAGAAGAGGAAGAGGGAGCCGGCCAGCGAGAGGAUAAAGGGCCUGCUGGAGUCUCUAAAGAACAGUGAGGUGAAGAGCUAGAGAGCGGCCAUGCAGUACAGCCCCACUAGAGGUCACUGGUGAGUUCUGGGUCUAUGGGUAACAGUGGCUACAUGGCCGUAAAGAAUGGACAUGUGAGGACUUGUCCAAUUUCUUUUCACACAACUGCAAAUAACCGAUCAGAGCCAAACCAAGCUGUACUGAUAUGGCUUGCGCCAUGGUUGCUGCAACCUACCUGAAAAAGGACAAUGUGACAACAGUUUGGUUUUGUUCAGCAUGGUAGUGUGAAAAGGGUGCCUGUGACCAGAUGCUCGUUAUAAGAAAGUCCGACUACUCUACAUGGCGACGUUUGCACAUCGAUGUACAUAAAGACAUGAAGUUAUAGCGUCCGCUGACAUCGUUUUGUUUGUAUACAUUUAGAGCCGAUGUAUUCAGAUGUUUUUUAUUAAAGAUCCUGAACAGUAA